UCCAAGUAAUGCCAAGAAAGAAAAGUUAGAAAAAAAUUCUCUACCCAAGAACCCCCACGACACCAACUUAGUGAAAUCGCCAGCAAAAUCAAAGGAAACUAACUCUAAAGAAGACAUAACAAGGCUAUGCAUGCAACUUUAUGGUCAGUCCAGUUUGCAUUCCUCGGACCACCCUAAAUACUAUACAAAGAGAAAAGACUCGAUAAGCUGGCAACAUUCUCGAAGUAAGGGCUCUCCUAGUCAAUCCACCAUCACAUUUUGGCUAAGCUGACGAACGACUACUUUACCAUCCCCUUCCACAAUGAUACGUGACAGCUUCUUUAGACCGCAACUGGAAUGACAUCUCUAGCCGCAAACAAUUCUGCAAGGUAGGGAUCAGACACAGUCCAUUGUUGGUCCCCAAGUGCUAAUGGAACAUGCAUGUCCGAGCCACGAACAACAAGACCCGACGAGCAACCGAAGAUUCGAUCGACAACAUCAAAGUUUCACUUCAAAUUGUCUUUAAAGGCGGGCACUCCCAAAGUGAUGGAGUCGAAAUAGAGGGGAAAUAGAAAGCAUACAUGAUAAGUAGGAAGGUAAAGGGCAUUUCACGAACAUGCACUGAAUUGACGAUCAAGCGCAUGACCAUGUGGUUGAAUAUUUUCAGAAACCACUUUAUUACGAGAUUUUCAACUCUCACAACAGGCAGACAUAUUUGAUAAUAAGGUUUUGGGAUUGCUCCUUAAGCAUAACAUGAUGCCACUAAAAACUAAAAUUCACAAUCGGGCAAAACAAUAACAUCAAUUUAUCUCACAUAAGCCCGUAAGUGGAUGGUCAGUGAGCAACGAAAGAACAAAUGUUCAAUAUUCUUUCGAUACCUCCAACAAACAAAACAUCGGUUAAGGUCGUUGACCCCUUGGGAUUGGAGAGCAAUUAUUGUAGGAACUCCACUUCGAGACAUUGCCAAAUGAAACAUUUUGAAUCUCCUUUAAAUGUAGAAGUAGUUUAGGUUUCUAGAUCAAUAAUGUAUCAUAAUAUAAUUUUUACCAAGCAAAUAUGUGUUUGUUUUCUUUUAACAUUUAUUUAUUGUACUAAUAUUCACACAUUUACCCAAAAAAAUACAUUGAUAUGACAAUAAAGAAUAACGACAUGGUAAAAACAACCUUAAUGACUCUUUUUUUUUUACAAUAAUGGAACUCAUAAAGCGCACCCCAACCUCUAUGUAUUUAAAAAAAACUUGUGGUUUUGAACCCCAAUAAUGUCAAAAUGCAACCAAUAAGCAAUAGUGCUUUUAGGAGUAUCAAAGAAAAGAGUCCCACAAGAAGCGAGUGCCCCAAAGAGGCAAGAUAGUCAACAACAAAGUUGGCCUCUUGAUACACAUGCUCAAUCCUUACUGUGUAAGGCCUAGCCAACCAUCGUAUAAUCUCGGCAGUACAAGCAUAAUGAGAACGUGAUGUGUGGCUAUUUUAAUGAGAGUCAUAGCCGUCAGCAAAUCUAUUUGAAAAUAACCUUCCUAGCUCUCAGUUCAACCCUCAUGUCGUUUAAAAGUUCAUAAGAUAAUGGUCAGACCAAUAAUAAAAGGCAAAAUACACUUUUAUAGCCAUAACUAUUCGCGUUGUGACAAAUAUAGCCAGAUUUGAAAAAAUACACUCAUAUAGCCAUUCCGUCCAAAACUUUAACAACAAUCUCACAACUGCUGACUGGACUAACGGAUGUUUGCACCGUGGCGUAGGUUCAUCUACGUGGCAAUACAGGGGAAAGAGUUUCUAAUUCAAUUACUUAAAAAAGGUUAAAUAACUAACUUUACCAAUCCCUCUACCCUGUUGACCAUUUCGUUCCAAUUUUAAUCUUUCUCUUCUCUCCUUCUUCGACUCUCCAAUCAAUCAGAAGCAUCAUCGCCAUUCAUCAAUUACCUCCCUUCCUCCACUUUGGAGUUCACAAGCUCAGAAACCCAAAGGUUUCUACGCUGUUUGAAGUGGGUUGAAUUGGCACCGGAGUUGGGUUUAUUGGUGAUGUGUUCUGUGGGAAAUCGUCUUCGCGUUCAAUCGUCUGCUGCCUCCAAUCGUCGAUAGAUCCCCAAUCCCUAGCCGUCAAUCGUCUUCGCGUUCAACCGGGUCCUUCCAACAAAGCGGAAAGAUUUUCAAAAUCUGUGGCAAAUUAGAGGGCAAUAGAGCUCGAGGGGAGUCACGUCGGCGGUGGGGAAACUAAAGGAGAAUCGAUGUUGUCAAUAGACGAGAGCAUAACAGAGCUGGGGUUUCUUCACCUGUCGGCAGCGAAAGAGAAAGGGAGAAACGAAGGUCGCAGCUGCUAUAUGUCGCUCGGCUUGGAUGGAGAAGCGAUGUAGUCGAUUGGAGGUGGAAUCCUCUCUGGCCAAAUUGUUGAUCUCCGGCCAAAUCCUCACCUUUAUGGCGGUCACGGCAACCGCUCGUCCUCUUUCACCAUUGUUAUGCCCACUCCAAAGCAACUGGGUAGAAGUCCUUCCUUGCGUUCCUCCACCGACCACUGUUCAACACAUUUUUGUAGAUCUGACGCUGUCAAUUCAUCCUCCCCUGCCACAGGCGAAGUCGGACGAAGAAGAAGCCCCCACCGCAGCCGUUGCUGAAGAAGCCAAAAUAGAGGAAUCCCCCAGUUCAUCCACACACAUCGAUUCUAGGUUUAGGGUAUGGGUUUGAUUUGGCCAAUCAGUUUAUUGACUGGGGACGAGUUAGGUUGUGAGCAACGAAAUUGAUUUCGUCAAAUCAAGAAGAAGAAGAAGAAGAAGAAGAAGAAGAAGGGAGCUGAUGUGCAGGAUUUUUGUGGUCUCGAUUGGAUUUUGGAUCCGGAAGAAGAUGGCGGAGGUAAUUAGCGAGGAGAAAUUAAAGGGGAACUAUUUAAUUAUAUAAUAUUUUUUUAAUCUGUUGGUGGAAUCCAGGUCAGCGGUGACGUGGGCAAAUCGAGUCUAGUUGGUGACGACAUGUCAUCAGGUGGAAGCCAUGUCACUUGGUGAUGACGCCGUCCGUGAUGACUUUAACGGCAGUAACGGAAAUGGCUAUAGUUGACAAUAAAGUUUUACAAAUUUUUAAUUUUUGGCUAUAUGAGUGUAUUUUUUCAAAUCUGGCUAUAUUUGUCACAACGCGAAUAGUUAUGGCUAUGAAAGUAUAUUUUGCCAUAAUAAAAUGACUACUCCUCCCUCGUUUUCUAAUAGUUAGUACUUAGUAGGAAUGACAAUCGAUCCCAUAAAUGUGGGUAUUCGAUCGCCCCCGAUCGAAUACUCGAGGAAUCCUCAUAUAGUCAUAUUGACUGGAUAUUGGGUGGGUAUGGGUAAACUCCGCAAAAGGUUUGAUGAGUAAGAGGCGGGUAUGGUUUUAGCCUCCUCCACUCAUACCCAUACCCGCCUCACCAAGAACAUUUCUUCACAUAUAAAAAAUACACGGGUCAAGAAAAUAAAUAGUAGAAUUGCAAUUGAGUGGCCCUCAUAAAUCAAAACCUAACUCAUUUCCUUCAAUUCUCCCUUCAUUCUUUCGCUUUUCCCUCUUGUUAACAAGAUUAUUAUAUUAGUUGUUUAUUACUUACUAGACGUAGAGAGUUAGAAACUAAUGAUUUGAAAAAUAUUGUACUCUAUCUUAUUGAAUAAAUUUAUGUUUAGGAUCAUAUGAUUUGAAUCGUAUCAAGAAUGAUUGUGUUUUUGUUGACUUCAUAAUAUAAUAUAGUAGGUAUGUUUAGUGUUAUAAUUGAAAAUUUACAAGUAAUUUUUUUUAAGGUAAAUACAAUAUAUUAGCCAUAACUAUUAAGUAGCGGGGAAUUAUAGCCACAACUAUCGAAAUACAAAUUAUUAGCCAUAACUAUUGUUGCGGGUCAAGAUUUGGCUAACAGCCGUUACUGUUUUCAAAAUUUUAACAAAGAAGGCCAUGUCAACAUUAGUAAAAAAAUAUUAUAUCAUGACUGCCAUGUGGGAGCCAGCUCAACAUCGUAAAAGUUUAGUCAUCAUUACUAACAAAAGUGUUAACAAAAACUUAGCAAUUGACUAAUAAUUUGUAUUUCGAUAGUUGUGGUUGUGGUUAGGGGUGGGCAAUGGGCGGGUUGGGUGGAUUUUGGUCUAAAAUUGACCCACCCGCUUACUAGCGGGUUGGAGUAUAUGUGACCCGCAAUCCACCCACAUACUUAUGCGGGUUGGGUUGGGUGGGUGGCGGAUGGGUGCGAUUGGGUCGCGGGUUAACCCGCAAAAGCAAUUCUCCAACUAGCCAUUAAGAAAAUUGACUAACAUUU
Linum trigynum is the source of this 4224-nucleotide messenger RNA. The record is from the annotation of a GenBank genome assembly. NCBI's taxonomy places the organism in Eukaryota, Viridiplantae, Streptophyta, Magnoliopsida, Malpighiales, Linaceae.